AAUUAUAGUGAUUAAGAAAAAUCAUUAGUCGGAAGAACAAUUUGACCGGAAAUCUAUGGCGUCGGAAUCGGAGCAGAAAUCCGCCACAAUCAUCGACGGAAAAGCUAUAGCUCAGACCAUAAGAAAUGAAAUCGCAUCGGAAGUCUCCAUCCUCUCUCAGAAAUACGGCAAAGUUCCAGGACUAGCUGUAGUCAUUGUAGGAAACAGGAAAGACUCGCAGAGUUAUGUGAGUAUGAAGAGGAAAGCUUGUGCUGAAGUCGGGAUCAAAUCCUUUGACGUGGAUCUUCCCGAGCAAGUGUCUGAAUCGGAGUUGAUUGCUCGAGUCCACGAACUAAAUGCACAACAAGAUAUACAUGGUAUACUAGUUCAGCUUCCAUUGCCAAAACAUAUAAAUGAAGAGAAAAUUCUUGGAGAAAUCAGCAUUGAAAAGGAUGUAGAUGGUUUUCAUCCUCUCAACAUUGGUAAACUUGCAAUGAAAGGAAGAAAUCCUCUUUUCCUUCCUUGCACCCCCAAGGGAUGUAUUGAACUUCUAAGAAGAAGUGGCAUUACUAUGAAAGGAAAGAAGGCAGUUGUAGUUGGUAGAAGCAAUAUUGUCGGUUUGCCAGUCUCAUUACUACUUCUUAAAGAAGAUGCUACAGUCACCAUGGUUCACUCGCAUACUAUAGAUCCUGAAAACAUUAUCCGUGAAUCAGACAUUGUUAUUGCUGCAGCAGGUCAGGCAGCGAUGAUAAAGGGAAGCUGGAUAAAACCGGGGGCAGCAGUUAUCGAUGUUGGAACAAAUGCAGUUGAUGAUCCAACAAGAAAAACUGGGUAUAGGCUGGUGGGUGAUGUAGACUUCAAAGAAGCAAGCAAAGUUGCAGGAUUUAUAACUCCAGUUCCAGGAGGAGUUGGACCAAUGACAGUUGCAAUGCUACUAAAGAAUACUCUUGAUGGAGCCAAGAAAACCUUCGAGCAGUAGGUAAACUUGUAACCCUAAAAGCUGCUUUCACUUCUUAAUGCGCUCGGUUUCACUUCUAAACACUAAGAUUGUUGUGUAGAACUAUAAUAAGUUUCUUUUCUUUGGUGCAAAAUAAAAUCGGGUUAAGUUUUCUUU
This is a messenger RNA of Impatiens glandulifera, 1093 nucleotides long. Its product is annotated as bifunctional protein FolD 2. Gene Ontology annotation, biological process: tetrahydrofolate interconversion. The record is from RefSeq and is a predicted model, not a curated record. Lineage: Eukaryota; Viridiplantae; Streptophyta; Magnoliopsida; Ericales; Balsaminaceae. Gene Ontology annotation, cellular component: cytosol. Bases 56 to 958 code for a protein of 300 amino acids. The transcript is spliced from 5 exons. Gene Ontology annotation, molecular function: methenyltetrahydrofolate cyclohydrolase activity; methylenetetrahydrofolate dehydrogenase (NADP+) activity.